AUGGACAGAACAAUGAUGGAGUACACGGUGGGUAAAUCUGUCACGUGGAGUUUUCGACAAGCCACAGUAGGAGUCAUAACACAGAAAUCUGAAGUUAUGGAGCAUGUAGUCUGCAGCAGAGAAUUAUAUACCAUUUGGAAAAAACUCCAGGUAUACUAUGGCAGUGAUGGAGAGUCUGGCCAUAAGGCAUCAACUGAACAUGUCACUGGAGCUGUCCCUCAUGAGCUGGUGCUGUCAGAUACACAAUAA
Molecule: messenger RNA, 249 nt
Organism: Rangifer tarandus platyrhynchus (Svalbard reindeer)
Lineage: Eukaryota; Metazoa; Chordata; Mammalia; Artiodactyla; Cervidae
Source: the annotation of a GenBank genome assembly